ACAGCAGCCAGACAAGAGAAGACGGAGAGCUGUGCUGCGGCUUGUCGCAGGAAACACGCUACCAAAUUCCCCACAGGAUUGCUCCAACGGGUAUCCAUGUAGACAGCUGUUACAUGGACUCCGGGGUAGUUGGUGGUGGGAUGUCGGAUUCCUAUCUGUGACACCGAGGCACAUGCUGACCAAUGAUGGGAAAGUCUGACCUGCUGCAGUGCCCAUCGUCUCAACAGAGAUGACCGCAGGAGAAAGUGUGGAAAUGUGGAUAAGGGUGUGAGCUGGGAGAAUUCAACGUCUGGGCCAAGAUCUCCUCACACUGAGCCAAAAAGAAACCUGUUCUAGUUGAGACAGAGAAAAAGCACACACAGACCCCCAAUCAGCUGCCACAAUGCUGCUGCCAGGACCACUGUGGGUGUGCCUGGCUCUGAUAUGGAUGGGAAGCUGCAGUGCCCACAGUCUAUUUACCUGCGAGCCCAUCAAAGUGCAUCGGUGCUUGGGGAUGCCCUACAACAUGACCUUCUUUCCCAACAUGAUGGAGCACUACGACCAGGAUAUUGCAGCUAGUAAUAUGGAGCCAUUCAUGCCCCUGGCAAACCUACGCUGUUCUCCAGAUGUCCAUCAGUUCCUAUGUCAAGCUUUUAUCCCAGCAUGCACCGAGGAGGAUAAGGUGAUCCGUCCAUGCAGAGAGGAGUGCGAGACCGUUAUGUCUGACUGCGAGGAGAAUAUCCGAAUCUUUGGGAUCACCUGGCCUCCUGAGCUACAGUGUGAUAAGCUGGAGUCCUGUAGCUUGGUUGAUGUGUCAGCACCAGCAACCACCCCAACGAGUACAUCAUCAGCUAAGAGGGACCUUGGCUUCUGGUGCCCUCUGCAGCUUAAGACCAAGCCGGGUCAUGGAUCAUCCUUCCUGGGUGCCCAGGACUGCGCUCCACCUUGCUCCAACAUGUACUUCAAACCCCAUGACAUCGAAUUUGCAAAGAGCUUUGUCGGCGUGUGCUCCAUCAUCUGCUUGGGUGCCACGCUCUUCACCUUCCUCACUUUCCUAAUUGAUGUCAAGCGUUUCCGUUACCCCGAGCGUCCCAUAAUCUUCUAUGCCGUGUGCUACAGCUUCGUCUCGCUCAUAUACUUUAUUGGUUUCCUGCUGGGGAACAAUGCGGCCUGUACCAAAGCGGCUCAUCCUGCAGGUGUGGACACAGUGGUGCUAGGCUCUCAGAGCAAAGGCUGCACUCUGCUUUUUAUGCUGCUCUACUUCUUCUCCAUUGCUGGUAUCGUCUGGUGGGUCAUACUCACCAUCACCUGGUUCCUGGCAGCUGGACCCAAGUGGAGCUGUGAGGCCAUAGAGAAAAAAGCGGUGUGGUUCCACUCUGCAGCAUGGGGGAUCCCUGGGGCAUUAACUAUCAUGCUGCUGGCGCUGAACAAGGUUGAAGGAGACAACAUCAGCGGCGUUUGCUUCGUGGGGCUCUACGACCUGGACGCCCUGCGCUACUUUGUUCUGGCUCCUUUGUGUGUCGGUGUAAUAGUCGGCCUCUUCCUCAUCCUGGCGGGCAUUGUUUCUCUCAACAACGUCCGCCAGGUCAUUCAGCAUGAUGAGCGCAACCAGGAGAAGCUGAAGAAGUUCAUGAUCCGCAUCGGCGUGUUCAGCUGCCUCUACUUGGUGCCACUGGUUACCCUGUUAGCCUGCUACACCUACGAACAGAGUCACCGCAGCACCUGGGAGAACACCUGGAUCAACGACCGCUGUCAGGAGUACAGCAUCCCCUGCUCCUACAAGAUGACAGAGCUCGACCGGCCGGAUCUCUCCCUGUUUCUGGUGAAAUACUUAAUGACGUUAGUGGUGGGAAUAUCUGCAGUGUUCUGGGUCAGCAGCAAAAAGACGUGCUCUGAGUGGGCCUACUUCUUCAACAGGACCCGCAAGAGAGAUCCCAUCAGUGAGAGUCGCCGGGUGCUGCAGGAGUCCUGUGAGUUCUUCCUCAAGCACAACAGCCGCGUGCAGCACAAGAAGAAGCACUACAAACCGAGCUCCCACAAGCUCAAGGUCAUCUCAAAGUCCAUGGGCACGAGCACAGGCGCUGCACCAUCAAACGCCUCCACCUCCGCAACCAUAACCAAUCAAGGAACCUCUGCGCUGGGCAAUCACGAGCCUCAUUUGCAUGGAUCUGUAUCUGAGGCCUCGGUCAGGGAGCACCUGGAUAGGGGCACCUCCAGCCGAAGCUCCAGGAGAGGGGAGAGGGAGAGGGAGGGAGGAGAGAGACGGAGCAAAGGUGGGAGUUCCAGUAAGGUCAGCAGCCGCUCAGGGAGCAUGCACAGAGUCCCAGAUGGGAGGAUGACUCCAAGGAGCGAGCUGUCAGAUGCCAGGCAGCUCCCCACUGGACAGCAGCAUCCAGCUUUAAACCUAUCACACAGCAGCAGCAUCCAGGGCUCCGCCCACCAGCUGGUGCCCCGGGUGCCUGAGGAGAACAAGGACACAAAGGACAGCAGCUGCUGAGACAUCUGACCAACCAGUUUAUCUGUGCAUCCAUCCAUCCAUCCAUCCUGAAACCACUUGUUCAUGUAUCAGUUUUAAACCAUAGAACCAUUUGUAUUAUACUUCAUAUAAGCUUCAUCAUCACAUUAUGAUUGUAUUGGUUACAUUUAUAGUCAAUGAAUGUUUCAAACGCAGUAUGUUCAGAAUCUGUUGGUUUCAGCGGAGAACCUGAGGGUGCUGGAUUGUUCCGUUAAAUGACGGCUGUGUCUUUGAGCUUUACUUGGCUUCUGUCCAUUUAGUGUAUAUCUGAAUGUUCCGCUGCUGAAUCAGCUGCUGUUUCCCACCUAUACAUCUACCAAUGGUCACUUAAUUUUUGUAGCAUGCAUUUAAAACGUUAGGUCUACGGUUGUGUAGCUUGUUAGCUCCAUGGCAUAAAAUGCAUACUAGUAAACAAAUUCAAUAUUUAUGUAAACAUUCUAUUUUUUAGAAAUGAAGUCUUUCACUGGGUAAGUCGCUACACUGAGUGUUAUCUUAAGAAAGGUCAUGACGUCGCCAAACAGUCAAAGUAAGGAGAGUCUUCCUGUGGUUGGUUAUUUUUUGAAUGUCUUAUUGUUUUUCCUGGAAUGAUGGUUUUUUUCUUCAAACCUCAUCUUGUAAUACACACAGUGUGCUACUUUACUGCUUUGAAAAAAAAGGGCACACUUAAACUUGAUGUAGUUGAUUUUUAGACAGUAUUGUAAUGGUGUUUUUUAUUUGACAAAGUUUUACUUUCUCUUGUUCCUGUUGUCCAAACACUUAAUGUGUGCAGAGAUGUCUUCAAAGAAGUGUCCUGCGUAUCUGAUAAAGUAUAGCUUUAUAGUCUUCUACAAGAAUGUUCUUCCUCUGAGUAGUUCCAUAUCUUAAAAGAAGUUCACAGAACCUACAGAUGUUUUACAUGUGUGACAGUGACCUGUGAUCUUGCUGUAGGUAUAAAUUCAUGUGAUUUUGGAUGAAUUAAGGAAAACAAAUCAAACCAGCUUUGCACUAUGUGUCAUUAGAAGCACAAACAACUAACUAUUAAGUAUGACUAGUCAUACACAAACACAAAAAAAGAGAAUUUGGGGCUUCGUUCAGGGCUUAUUUUUAUAACAUAUGGCUCGUGGCCUGGACCAUAUAUUUCUUUUAAGUACUUCCAGAUCAGCACCUGUGAUGUAUUGGAGAACCUGUCAUGCUGGACUGUGUUAUUUGCAGUGCAAGGGGUUUAUUCUUCCCUUAAAGGUGCAAUAUGUAAGAAUUUGUUCACCAACAGGAUAUGAAUGAACAGUGUUGGCAUCAUGUCAAAGACAUCUAUGUAUUUGGUUACAGAGAUAUAUGUUGAGGUCAGCAUGCUAACCUUACCACAUUGAGUAAAAAACAACACACAUCCCUGCUCCGAGCUCCCGGUCCAGGCAGAGUCUGCUAAUAGAGCUGCACAGUUAACUAAGGUAACUUGCAGUGGCUACAGUUAGCAGCUACAGUUAGCAGCUACAGUUAGCAGCUGUUAGCAUUAACGCCACCCCCUAUUUGUCUGGAGCUUGAAUUUGACCGGCGGCCGAUUCUUACGUACUGCACCUUUACAUGUCUUUACCUUUUAUAUUUGGGAGUCACAGGACAAUUCCAAUAACACUAAUUAAAAGGGAAAUCGUUGUCAGUCUGUGUCUGUUGUGUACAUACAUGUAUGCUCUUACUCUGGCAUGUGGACGGGGGUCUUUUCUAUAAUGUAUCUAGACUUGGUGUAGUCUAUGAAAUGCUCUAUACGACUUUUGUACACUUUUUUGUACUGUUUUUUAUGUAGCCUAUCUUGUCAGUUGAAUUUUGUAUCAAUCCAAUUUAAUUUUAAUAAAAUAUAGAUGAAAUGA
Messenger RNA from Acanthopagrus latus (yellowfin seabream), 4332 nucleotides. RefSeq names its product frizzled-6-like. Lineage: Eukaryota; Metazoa; Chordata; Actinopteri; Spariformes; Sparidae. Gene Ontology annotation, cellular component: plasma membrane. The record is from RefSeq and is a predicted model, not a curated record. Gene Ontology annotation, biological process: non-canonical Wnt signaling pathway; canonical Wnt signaling pathway. The transcript has 8 exons. The coding region runs from base 383 to 2476 and encodes 697 amino acids. Gene Ontology annotation, molecular function: Wnt-protein binding; Wnt receptor activity.